CGGGGAGCCGAGAGCCGAGAGCUGAGUGGCGGCCGUCAGUGUCGGUCGGUGUUUUUGUUUUCCUUCUUUCGGCUCCAGUUUGUCCCUCACACAAUCCGGUUACCAGGGCAACCGGCCGGGCAACAACGGUGUUUCAUUAUCAUGGCUUCAACACAGUGUGACCCUCAGCUACUUCUGGAGGAACAAGUGCGCAAAUUGUCAGAAGAACUUGCUCAGUGUCAGGCUGACAAAGAAUUUGUGUGGUCAUUGUGGAAGCGUCUACAGGUAGCAAACCCUGAUCUCACGCAGGCCAUCAGCUUGGUUCUGGAGAGGGAAAAACAGAAAGCCGAAGCCAAGGACAGGAGAGUCUUGGAGAUUCUCCAAGUGAAAGAUGACAAGAUACAUGAACUUGAGCAGCAGGUUAGAUGCCAACAGAAGGAAAUAAACAACUUAAUUCAGCGGAAAAUUGCUGUCAAUGACAACAUUAUAUCAGUGCAGAAGGAAGUAACUGAUCUGAAGGAAAAACUUAAGAAUAAAAACCAGGAUUAUAAGGACGCUAAGGAAUGUGCUCUGAAGGUCGAGGAGAAAACCAGCUUGCUUCUGAAAAAUCUGGAGGAAGAAAAGCAGGGAUUAAGCACACGCUGCUCUGACCUGCUAAAUGACCUGGAGAAACAAGCAGCCCAGUGGAAGGAAGAGAAGUCUGACAUUGACUCCAAAGUAAAGAUGUUGGAGGAUGAGUUGAAGGAAACCAGGAAUCAAGUGCAAAACAUGCACAACAAAUGUAAUGAAUUAUCAUCCCACCUUGUGCAUCAGCAGUCAGAACUGACACGAAAGGAUGUUGAAGUGACUGAGUUCAGGAAGGAGUUGCAAGACCGACAGUGUCUGUACAAAGAAAGCAUUGAACACGCAGCCCAGCAAGCUGAAGUCAUCCAGCAGCUACAGGCCCUCAACCUGGAUACACAGAAGGUGCUGAGAAAUCAGGAGGAUGCUCAUGCCUCGGAGACUAAGACUUAUCAAAAGCACUACAGUGAGCUGAGCAUGCGUUAUGAUGCAUUAAAAUCCAGUGAGGCUGGGCACCAUCAAAGGAAUCUUUCCUUGACGACCCAACUAUAUGAAAAGGAGCAACAAAUAAACCAGCUUCUUGGAAAGCUACAACAGGCUUUAGAUUCUAAACAAACUGCAACACACAAGACUACUGCUAAUUGUUUGGAGCAGCAGAUGCAUCAUGAUUCCUCCAGUGAUUUAGAAUACCUAGUUACUACUCAGAGAGCUGAGAUAAAGUUAUUGAAGGAGAACCUGAAAGAAACAAGUGGAAAAUUAAUGGAACGUGUUGCUGAUGACAAACUACUGGAGCUAAAGUUUGCUGCUAGAGAACAAAAAAGGCAAAAGGAUCCAUCUGUGAAACGUUCCAGAUCUCUCUCUCCAAGGAGCUGCACUGGACAAACAGAUGAACUGAUGACGUUAAAUAAAACACAACAGAAGAUUAAGAGCCUUGAGAAACUUUUAAAACUGAAGGACCAAGAGAAUGAGGAAUUGAGGAGAGCUCAUGACCAGCGACUGGAACGUCUACAAGCUUUACAAAACAACUACAGAAUGCUUAAGGGCCAACUAAAAGAGCUGGAAGGGGGACAAAUCAAAAAUAAAAGCAGCAAAAACAAAAUGCAACGUGCUGAGCCCUGGCAGCUGCGGCAGGAAGACAGCGAUGGUGUAUGGAACGAACUAGUGUACUUCAAACGGGAACACAAAAAGCUAUUGACUGAAAAUAUGAACCUUGAAGAAGAGCUGGACCAAUUGAGGGUGCAGGCUGCUAUGGACAAAGCCACCAUUCAGGAACUGACCAUAUGCCUGCAAUGUGAGCGAGAAGAGCUUCUUUUCAGACUUGAUAGAGAUGAAGGAGUGAAAUACAGCACACCCAAGACCAAGACAAAAGAAAAGUUGGAGCAGUCAUUAAAGAAGAUCAGCCAUUUGGAAAAGAAGUUAAAAACUAUCCAGAGGGAAGCCAAAGACCUGAAAGAAACAAACAAAGAGUUGACCCAAGCCAAAGCUUCAUUGAAAACUGCCUACAGCAAUCUUCAAACUAAAUUUGACAACCAAGUUAUCGAAAUAGGAGAACUGAUGAAGGCAAAUCAACAAAUUAUGGGAGAGAAAAAUGAGCUAGCUGCAAUGAUAGAAGAAUUGAAAACAGAAGCUGCCUCUCUACAGAGGCAAAUGACAGACAGAAUAAAGCUGAGAAAUGAAAAUGAGGAGUUAUUACAGAAAAUACACGAGCUGCAGGAAGCACUUGAGUCUAAGACUGUUGUCACCAAAACCAGAACUGCAGGUGACGGCAACUGUGCAUGCAAAACAGUGGGCUACAACCCCAGAGCAAAAAGAAGAAAAAACAAUUCCCUGAAACGGUACCAGCGUUUUCUCAACAGAUCCAUCAAGGAGAUGAGCAGAGUCUUUGAGCACUUCAAUAAGGAUGGGUGGGAAGAUAUAACUGGAGCCAGUGACUCCGAGGAGACUGCUGCUGAGAGUUUGGGAGAAUUGAUAGUGAAGACUGCUCAGCAAAGGAUUCCACCAGCAACAAGAAGUACGGCAUGUUCUGAAGAAAAGAGAAAACAAAGAAAUCGAUGGCUGAGAACAAUGAAAACUGAAACAAAGGUUGUUGUGCCACAGUUUCAAUCCAAAGUGAGGAAACAGAAGACCAGAACGCUUGCCCUUCCAAAGCAAAGUCUUUCCAUCAUUGCCUUACAGCAGCGUCUAAUAUCACUGCAACAACAAAUUGCUGUUACUCAAAAUGGAAAAAAAGUAGCCUUAAACGCUGUCAAUGAACUGAAGCAGAACAAUCAGAAAUUAACAGCCCAAUUGACUUUGGUUAACCAGAAACUUCAAAUCAACAAACAGACAAUUCAGAAGUUAACGUUUGACCUCACGGAGCAGCAGCACCUGAAGGAUGCACUGGACAAAAAGUUGAAUCAAAUGGCAGAGCAACAAGCUCCUGUCACAAGGUCAGCAGAUGAGAGUUCAUCUUCAGCUUCCAGCCGUGCUUUCACCAAUUCAGUUACACCUCACAAACCUAUGGAAACAGAACUGAAACAGCUGCAGAGUAAAUUGAAGAAUGCAACAAAUGAGAUUUCAAAGCAUUUAACUACCAUCAAAAUUCUGAAAGCUGACCACCAGGAAAAAAAUGAACAGAUUCGACAAUUACAGGAAAGGAUUGGCCGCAUGGAGAGAGAUAUCAGUAUGAAGCGGCAACUGGUGGAAGAUCUUAAAUCAAAACUGAAAGCAAACCAGGAAAAUGAUAAAAUGUAUAAGGGAUUAUUAGAGGAUAUGGAAAAGAAGGUAAGGAUACUGACUGAAGAAGGUUCUACCAGAAAGGCACUUACAGAGUCGCUAAAACAAAGACUUAAUGUUGCGACAAAAGAGAAAUCAGUAUAUGAGGAAAUGCACCGUAAGACUACUGGAGAACUGGAUAGAAAGAAUCAAAAACUGCAUGAUCUUAAAACCAAAGUAGUUGAAGCUGAAUCAGCAAUGACAGAAUUGGAAACAACAGCAUCGCAGCAGAUGCAUGGACUGGCAAUGCAAAGCGAACAGGCUCUUGGAGUCAUUCAGAAGAAGCUCAAUCUUGCUAAUGGAAGAGUGGAAGAAUUCAUUACAUUCAUUAAGGCCCUGGCCAGAGAGAUAUGCAGAGGAAUUCAGAGCAGAAGAAUCCAGUUGAAAAGGACAAACGUGAAAGAAAUAAGUCAUGAAGGCCUCUCAAAGGAGUCUAUCAAUAGAGCCCAGUCCAUGGCUGCAUCUAUUUUAAACAUUUCACAAAGUGAUCUGCAAGAUAUAUUGGAUCUUGAGGAUGAAGUGGAGACAGAAGAAAGAAAUAAAGCUUUACAAAAAGAUCAGAUCUGGCUGACUGAAAUACAGAGGAUUCUGGAAGGCCAGCUUCCUUGUGCUUCACGUUUAGUGGAAGCGGUGUUGGAAAAGAUAGCAGAAAAAGAGAAACUAGCUGAAGAAUAUGCCUUGCUCUCAAAAGAAGUAAGCUGAUACCCUUAUUUCAUUCCACCCUAGACUGAUAGGUACAAAUGGAACCAAAUCCCAUUGUAUCAUUAGAACUCACAUAGGUUUUGUAACGUUCUAUAUUAUUUCAUCAUGUGAUUAUAUUAAAAUAAACAGAAAAGUAAUUGAAACAUUUUUUAUUAGACUACAUAUUUUUUUUAUUAAAAUACAGAUUAUACAAUAACUAUAUAACACAAUCACUUACAUUCCCAAAUCGCAGCUGACAUUAUUUAUCACAUUUGGCAUCAACAAUAAAUAUUCAAUACUUUGAGUAAUUUUCUGAUGAACCUUAAAAAUGUAUUGUUUCAUUCAUUGCUGCUUGGAGUAUAGCAAUGAGCUGAAGAAACUAAAUUGCUCAAUAAAUGUUUUUUUUUUAAAUUGUGUGAAUACUACAUUUAUUUAUAAAUCAAAUUAAGGUGUGAUUGACAAAUAUUUCAUCAUCAAUUUUAAUUUUACUUAAACUUUAUAUGGUGGCUUUAUGUAUAUUUAAUAAUGAAUGUUUAAGAUUUUAUUGAUAUAAAUUAUUUUGUCAUUUUGCUAUAAGAAAAUGAAUUUGGUAUGCUUUGCAGUUUUUAAUAA
Carcharodon carcharias (great white shark) is the source of this 4587-nucleotide messenger RNA. RefSeq names its product centlein, centrosomal protein (gene cntln). The transcript has 27 exons. Lineage: Eukaryota; Metazoa; Chordata; Chondrichthyes; Lamniformes; Lamnidae. The record is from RefSeq and is a predicted model, not a curated record. Gene Ontology annotation, cellular component: centrosome; centriole. Gene Ontology annotation, biological process: centriole-centriole cohesion; protein localization to organelle. The coding region runs from base 142 to 3996 and encodes 1284 amino acids.